Molecule: messenger RNA, 738 nt
Organism: Juglans regia (Persian walnut)
Lineage: Eukaryota; Viridiplantae; Streptophyta; Magnoliopsida; Fagales; Juglandaceae
Exons: 1
Coding region: 155-514 (119 amino acids)
Source: RefSeq, a predicted model, not a curated record
UACUCCACGCUUAUAUGGAGAAACGCGUCUCCUAGCACUUAUUUUAAGGCCAAGUCAUUGCACCUCUCUCCAUCACUGCCCUCCAUAACCAAAACACCGAAGUCAAUCAGAAAACAAAGCUCACAAAACUUCACAGAUCACAGCCCCAAGCAGAAUGAUAGAAGAAAGACAAGCCGGAGCACCCCACGGCGUCCUGCUGGCCGUCGUGGUGAUCCUAGUGCUUGUGGUGCCGUCCCUUAUUGGCGACCAAGGCGAGGCCAUCGCCGAGGCCAUUUCCGAGCUGCUGAGCCCGGUUGGACUUCUGCUCCUCCCCAUCCUCCUCCUCCUCACCAUCCAGUUCCUCUCCUCCGAGCGCGGCUCCUUCAUCUCUAGCAUUUUCUCUACCGGCGAGCCCGAUACCAUCCACAGGGUUAGUGGGUCGCCGGUGGGGGUGGCUUUCGUUCUUAUCAUCGUCUUGUUUCUCUUGUACAAUCGCGUAUCGAUCUUCGGCGGCGGUGACGACUCCGGUGAAUAACAUGGAUAUUGGAUCUUGGUUUUCAAGACGUUGAUUUAUCUUUGGUUUCUGGGUUUUAAUUACUUUUGUGGUAUAUGGGUAUAGAGUACCUACGUAGAAUUGUCAUGUAUACACAUGGUGAUGAAAGACUUCGAGAUUAUUCUGUUCAUGAUUCAGAAAAAUCAGAAUAGUUGUACGAUUUAGAGCUUUGAUUUUAUUAAUCCAGAAUUACCCUUUUGAGAGAC